This is a messenger RNA of Rubroshorea leprosula, 610 nucleotides long. The record is from the annotation of a GenBank genome assembly. NCBI's taxonomy places the organism in Eukaryota, Viridiplantae, Streptophyta, Magnoliopsida, Malvales, Dipterocarpaceae.
AAAUUUAUAUUAAAAAAUACUUUUUUGAUUUUAAAUUUGAUUUUAAUUAAAUUUAUGUAUACGUAGACAUGCAGCGAGAUGGUGAUUCCUAUAGGGAUUGGCAACGACACCAUGUUUCCUCCAUCACCAUUUGAUUUAAGCAGCUUCGAGAGCAAAUGCAAGAGGAAAUAUGGUGUUCCUCCUCGCCCUCAUUGGAUCACUUCUUAUUACGGAGGCCAUGACAUAAAAUUUAUUCUUCAGAGAUUUGGCAGCAACAUCAUCUUCUCGAAUGGGCUUAGAGAUCCUUAUAGCAGUGGAGGGGUAUUGGAGAACAUAUCCAAAAGUAUCGUUGCUGUUAAAACGAAAAAUGGAUCUCACUGCUUGGACAUACUUCCAGCCUCAGAAACUGAUCCACAAUGGUUGGUGGAGCAGCGUGCGACGGAGGUCAAGAUCAUCAAACAAUGGCUUGCUAACUACUUUGCAGAUCUUAGGGCAUUAAUCAAACAUUAAUACAUGUCAUGAUAUUUAUAAGUAAGAGUUUGAUUCACCUCUAUAUGUCUUAAGUAGCAUAUAUUGUAAGAAAAGGCAUAAUUAGUUUGUCUUUUUUUAUCUAUAAAAAAAUUUUUAUAUU